This is a messenger RNA of Talaromyces atroroseus, 2319 nucleotides long. RefSeq lists its product as hypothetical. Lineage: Eukaryota; Fungi; Ascomycota; Eurotiomycetes; Eurotiales; Trichocomaceae. The record is from RefSeq and is a predicted model, not a curated record. Gene Ontology annotation, biological process: transmembrane transport. The coding region runs from base 1 to 2319 and encodes 772 amino acids. The transcript is spliced from 7 exons. Gene Ontology annotation, molecular function: oligopeptide transmembrane transporter activity.
AUGGACGAAAGAAUCGCUCCGCAGACGGUGGAAACUCUGCGUGGGGAGGAGAGCUUCAGCCAAGAGAAAGACGAGGGACACGCUGAUUUCAAUUCCUCGACGUCAAAAGAGCAUAACCACGUCACGACCAGCAGUAGCAGUGAUGAAUCAAUUAUCGAUGAUGAUGAAGCACGCAAAACGCUCGACUUCGAGGCCGACGACUCGCCGUACCCGGAGGUACGCGCUGUGGUAUCGCCCAAGGAUGAUCCGUCCAUGCCCGUCAACACAUCACGCAUGUGGAUUAUUGGCAUACUAUUCACAAUAAUCGGAAGCGCCUUGAAUCAGCUGUUCAGUCUGCGACAGCCUAGUGUCACCAUUUCCUCUUUUGUUGGCCAGUUGCUCGCGUAUCCCGUGGGUAUCUUUUGGGCUCGCGUUGUGCCUAUUGGCUUCUUCAACCCGGAUCGCAACUUCAACGUCAAAGAGCAUGCGCUCAUAACAAUCAUGGCUAACGUGUCGUUUGGAUCUGCCUCAGCCACACAGGUGAUCGAGGCCAUGACGAAGUUCUACAACCUGGGAUACAAUCCGGGAUUCGGCAUUCUAUUUACUCUGUCAACACAGCUGUUCGGUUUCGGCCUCGCUGGCCUGUUUCAGCGGUGGCUAGUUCAGCCCGCAGCAAUGAUUUGGCCAGGCGUGCUCUCCAACUCUGCCCUUUUGAUGGCACUUCACACUAGGGCAAACGCCGUUGCAGAUGGGUGGACUAUAUCUCGAAGGAAAUUUUUCCUUGUGGUCUUUUUGGUUGGAUUUGCCUGGUAUUUCCUGCCGGGAUUUUUGUUCAAGGCACUGAGUUAUUUCAGUUUUAUCUGCUGGAUUGUCCCGCAUAAUGUUGUCGUCAAUCAGCUGUUUGGACAGGUGACCGGCUUGGGGAUGUCCGUCCUGACGUUUGAUUGGAGCCAGGUCGUCUUUGCCAACGCAAACCCGUUGUUAACGCCACUUUGGGCGGGCCUGAAUGUUAUCGGUGGCUUCGUUUUCUUCUUCUGGCUCAUAUGCCCCAUUCUCUAUUACACCGACACGUGGUAUUCCUCGUACAUGCCUAUGAUGAGCUCCGAUGUCUACGAUAAUACCGGGAGCGUGUACAACACUUCCAGGAUUAUGAAUGCGGAUGCUACAGUCAACUAUCAGGCGUACGACAACUAUUCACCCAUGUUUUUACCCGCCGGCUAUGCUUUGACCUAUGGUAUUGCGUUUGCAAAUCUAACAGGAAUUUUCGUUCAUAUUGCUCUCUACCACGGCAAGGAGAUAUGGACCAUCUGGAAAGGCGAAGGAAAGAAAGACAUUCACGCGCGGAUAAAUGCAGCAUACCGUCAGGUGCCGUGGUGGUGGUUUGCCAUUGUCACUGUCAUAAUGUGGGUGUUAAAUAUCAUCGUCAACGAGGUCUGGAGUACUGGUCUGCCAGUGUGGGCUGUCUUUGUUGGAUUUGUCCUGCCUCUCGUCUAUUUCAUGCCAAUCGGAAUCAUUAAAGCGUUGACCAACAUCAGUACCAAUGAGAUUAAUCUCAUUACCGAAUUUAUUGGAGGUUACGCUUUCCAGGGAGUACCCGUUGCUAAUAUGUCAUUCAAAUUCCUUACGUAUGCUGGUGUUGCGCAAGGAUUGGAAUUCAUUUCGGACCAAAAACUUGGUCAUUAUUUCCACAUCGAGCCUCGAACAGUGUUUUUCGCACAAGGCCUUGCCACUCUGGUAGGAGCUUUGGUUCAAGCGGGAUUGACACUCGGCAUUCUGGAGGGCGUUCCCAACGUGUGCACCAAUCAAUCAAACGGAUAUACUUGUCCACAUGGAACUGUCACAUAUUCCUCAUCUCUCAUCUGGGGUGCUCUGGGCCCCAGCCAUAGUUACUCGCCAGGGCAAAUCUACGGAAAUUUGCUUUGGUUCUUCCUUGUCGGCCCUCUCGCUGUGCUUUUGACAUGGACCCUUGGACGCAAGUGGAAUUUCUUCAAUUACAUUUCCUGGCCUGUGGUCUUUGGUGGCAUGACUCUUGUGCCGCCGGCUACUGGUAUCAACUUUUCGUCUUGGUGGGCAUUCAACGCGAUCUUCAAUGGUAUCAUCAAGCGACGCAAAGGGGCUUGGUGGACUAAAUAUACCAUCUCACCAGACUAUAUCCUCGCCUCCGCGCUUGACUGUGGCGUCGCAGUCUCCACUGUGAUUAUCUUCUUCUGCAUCACCCUGCCCGGCGCCAGUCUGACAUGGUGGGGAAAUACUGUCUAUGAGAAGACGGCAGAUGGCCUCGGGACGCCGUAUAGACAACUGGCAGCAGGCCAGACUUUUGGGCCAUCAAGUUGGUCUUGA